This is a messenger RNA of Sebastes umbrosus (honeycomb rockfish), 10696 nucleotides long. RefSeq names its product transcription activation suppressor family member 2 (gene tasor2). NCBI's taxonomy places the organism in Eukaryota, Metazoa, Chordata, Actinopteri, Perciformes, Sebastidae. Gene Ontology annotation, biological process: negative regulation of gene expression, epigenetic. The record is from RefSeq and is a predicted model, not a curated record. Gene Ontology annotation, cellular component: nucleoplasm. The transcript is spliced from 22 exons. Bases 448 to 10092 code for a protein of 3214 amino acids.
CAGCAGUCAGACCUGCUCUCUAUCUCUAGCUGCUCUGCCUCUCUGCAGCUCCACACAGUUUGGUGUAGACUUUCAAGAUGGAUGCUUUCGCCUCGAUAGGUUUCUGUUUCUUUUUCGAAACGAAGAUCUCUACACGCGUUGAUCAUACCCCCGCAGUGAAGACUGGUUAACCUUUAAUAACUAAAACGGGUUUACAUCGUGAUAAACGUGGAUUUAAGGAGUGGAUUGGCGUUGUUUUCUACGUGUUUCGCGGACUGGUCGCUUUAUUUUGUAACUUCCUGGUUUGUCGCAUUUUAUAAUAUGUCUGUUGUUGAAACUGCGGAGAAAGAUCAAGUUACUUUGAAAGAUUCACUGGAUGCAGGGUGUAUUUAUAUCUCCGUUAUGUUUAAAACCAAAGAGGAGUGUUUUCAACGAAGGCUGAAGGCAGAAAGACAGAUUUCAUAAGCGAUGGAAAGUGUGGCUGGUGGAGCCUCGAGUAAAGGUGUUUUAGUGCCUGUCUCAGAAACUUCUGUCGUCUUUCAAAACAAUAUCUUGGCUCCACUUAAAAGUGCGUACUUGUAUGAGGAGUCAAAGCAGUCCUUCAGAUACAAGUCUGCAGUCCUGGUGAAUAACAAGGCUCAGGAAGAAAAGUAUUGUGCUUUCCGAGCAAAGAGGAGAGAGGAAGGAUAUUCAGAGGAGGAUCUGAAGGAGUCUUAUGGUUUUUUGCUAUUUGAUGAUGUCAACAAGGCUAAUGCACUUGGAGAAAGUGGUGUGCUCAAUGGAAACAGCACAUGCACAACGCUAGGAGAUCCCUCGAACGGUGUUUACAUAUCAAUGUACUCUGACUGUUUGGAUCUAAAUCGCUGGUAUCAUGGGAAAUCUGGAUACAUUGCCAUCAUCAGGCUGACAAAGGGUAGAGUUAAAAAGGUUUUGGAGAACUACACCCAGAAUUUCACUGCACCCACUGUGGGGUUUGACUGUCAUGUGUCUGAACAGUUGCCUUCAGUAUCUGCCAAAACCAGCUCCUUCCUUGCCUUUGAGAGAACCCAGUAUUACAUGUAUGAGCUGCUAAAUGAUGGAAGCGAUGUGACGACUCAGUCUCCCAGCGCUGCCUGUCCUUUUGCCAUUGUAUCCUUUUCAUAUACGGAUACCAAAGCAACACUUGAGGCACCACAGGAGAAAAGUGAGGAGAAAAAACUCGCUGGUCAUUACCUUCUGUGGAAGGGUCAGCUUCAAAUAGGCACCCAGUUCUAUGAUGUUGGUCUGAGGUCUACAGCAGGGGCCUUGAUCCCUGCAGAACUGCCACCAGUGGUGAAAAUUGACCGAGCCAUUUCUAUGUUGGAUCUGCGACAGCUGUUGCCAAAGGCUGUCUUUGAAACUUGCUUCUCUCGUGAAGUCUUUCUGGAUGGUUUAUACUGCAGUCUGUGUGAGCUGGUGUCUUCUGAGGCGGAAGACACCAGCUCACUCUCUCUACUUCUGCGGGAGAUCAAGGAAAAAGAUCUUGCUCUCACUAUUCAGCUGAAUGAUGGUGGUUUUCUUAUCCUGUUGCACCCCUCCCAUUUCCUCACAUAUGAUGAUACUGGGUCCAGUGCAACUGAUGUCCUGCAAGGCAUGUUUGUGUUUCCAGUCUCACAAGUUAUACAGAGAGACACAAAAUCUGGCCACAGGAAGUGUGCCAUGUCAUCUGAAAUCCUGCAGGUCCUACCGGUGCUAAGUUAUGCAGAGGGCGAAGUUGAGAAAGCACCCAUGGACCCAGGUGAAGAACUGUGUGAAGUCUUGACGCAGCAUAUGCAGAGUUACGCAGCACUGAUAAAUCCUGGGUUGGCAUCAAGUCCCUCUAGGGAGGUCAGCAUGUUUCCAGAUCAGUAUGAUGUGCCGGAUGCCCACAAGCACCUCUACUCAUCCCCGGAGUGGACUAACAGGGCAUGGCAAAGCUUCAAGUCAUACCUGAGCAAACCAGUCUCUUUUCAACUGCCAGUGUCCAAGGCUUCAGAAAUCCUGGCGGCUGGAAAAGAGGAGCGAAUAGAAGACCUUGAUGAUGAUGUCUACAUCUGUCUGUCAUCUCCUGAGGAGGUACCAACCAAUCCUGUUAAUAUGGAGUCAGAAGACCAGUUGACAGGCCAGAGAUCUCCUGUAAAUGUUGAAACAUCUGUGGACAGUUGUAUAACAAGCACCGAAGCACAAGUUGACUCAACAGCUGUGCCUCAAAAUGUUGCACCAGAUGAUUUGCAAGCGGGAGAUGCUUCCAAAGGCAUUUGCAAAUCUGAUCAGACUAUGCUGAUUAAAACUGAUGACAUGGGGGCAAAAAAUCUCCUGAUUCCCUCUACAUCAGAUGAACUUCCAGCAGAGCUGAUUGUCAGCAUCACUUCGGCAGAGCAAGCUGUCACUGAUGAGAGUUUAAGUAUGAUCAAUGCUGUUUCUGCAACAAAGCAUAAUGACUUUCAGCUUUCUGGUUUUCCAACAGACAAAUUGCAAAUGGCAGGAGUGAACUCUCUGAAUGAUGAGACUGCUACAACCAAAACGAUUUUGGAUUGCCCUGAGGUCACCAAUCUCACAAAAACAAAACAGAGGAAACUACGCAGGGGACAGUCCAAAGUUCAGAAAAGGGUAUCUAAAGCUUGCAUUGAGACUCCCAAUUUACAAAUACCAGUGGAGGAUGUCAACUUGAAGAGUCAGAAGGAAGACCUGGCCAAGGAAUCAUCACCUCAGUUGAGUAGUCCUUCAACUGUUGAUCAGAGGAAAGUAGGAAGGAGAAAGCGCAACUUUAGAAUGCCAUCGUCAAAAUAUUUAAAUUUGAGAUCUGCUUCCGUUGGAUUAGAAGAACCAGAGGAGCAAAAAACAGACCCUGGACAGGAGAGCUUGGAAAGCACCGUUUUGAUGGACCUUGAAGCUUUUCCUCUGAGAAAGAAAACAGAGCGUUGGGACUUAAAGCCGGUCAUCAGCGAAUGUGGAAGAAUCUUGGUUCCUCAUGGGUCUGUAGAUAUUGCUGAUCUUAAGUUUUUAAAGGCGAAGCUUCAAUCUAGAAAAGACGAACAGUGCCCUGAAAAAAUGUUGGUUGAUACCUCUGUGAAUGCUCAUGGCACAGUUGAAAUCCAGCAAGAGUCUAGAACUGCUUUAGAGACAGCAGUGGGCGAAACAGAGGCCACAACAUCCAAGGAUGGAGGGAACCAUCUUCAAAAUGUUGUCGUCAGUGACGUGAAUCCUGAACUCAGUAUUUUGAGAUCGUCAGAUGAUGGCAAUGGUUCAUUGACUUUGAAUCGAGAGAGUAGUGAACAUUCUUCCAAGACUGAUGGUACGGCAACUCCUCCCUCAGAAGCAGUUAAGGAAAAACUCACUGAAAAGAUUGCUGCAAAGGGUGAAUUUCUGUUGAGUAAAUUAAAAUCAGUUCUUCUAAGAGGAAAGAGAAAAACGGAUCUCCUUGGGGAAACAACUGCAGAUGGUGCCCAAGACGCUGAGCCCUGUCUCAAGAAGGGCAGAGUUGACUCACAAACUGGGAUGCUGAUGAGUAACUAUGCAAUUACAAGUGUCCAGGACGCCAAUGUCAAGGACGUUUCAAAGAUGCUGUCAGUUGACCCUCUUUUUGCAUAUGCCCUAGGCCUGACCCCAAAAGAGCCACCAGAUAAGGUUACAGAGGGUCAGGAUACUCAACAAAGGAAAGACUCUUCAAAGACACAAGAGCAAACCAUUUUAGACGAACAACCUCAAAUCCUACAUAGGCCUCCAUCAAUCUUUCCAAGAAGGGGAAGGAUUAAAACGCUCAAAAAGCAUCAAGGCAUCUCUACAGAAUAUGUCAAAAAGAAAUGGUGGUUGCAUUUUCAAACCCCAGCUUGUUUUGCCAGUGAAAAACUCAAAAACAAAGAGUGUACUAGGGAUAAUUCUGUCAGGAAGACUGUUAAGGAAAAAAUGACCAGUGCUUGCUCAUCUACAGAUGCUUUGAACUUACUUGCUGACUUGGCACUCGGUGCCAGUAAUGACCAGGUUCCACCACAGCCAGACCCAGCACUUGGGAGAAAACCUGAGACAGGUUUGAAGAAGUGUGACCUUACAAAAGAUGUUACCAGUGCUGAACAAGAGUCAGUUCUUCAUGCUCUGCUUAGACAGCCUGCUGCUGCUGCUAGACCCACGCAGCCUCUUGAGUCUCCUACACCAAGCCAUCUUGUGGGAGGCACUGAAUUGGUUGAUUUGGUAUCUAAAGAACAUGCUUACUCAUUGCCCCCGUCUUCCUCUCUACUGUUGGGUUUGCCAGGUACACCCUUCCAGGUAUCCCCUUUAAGUGGUUCUACCAGACUGCUGCACCAUCACCACACAUUGUAUGGCAAUGGAAUUAAAACACUACACCCCUCUGUCGGCCAGAAAGACAGAAAUGAUCAAAACUGCAGAACUCCAGAAUGCCUGAAAAAACACAUGGUGUGCAGAAGAAAGUUCAGACAGACCCGUACCUUUAUUGACCAGGAUGGAUCUAUCCAAGUCACGAAGCAAUGGGAAGAAAACUAUGACUUUGAUCUAGACAGCAAGUUUACAAGUGACCCAAAGGAUAGAACUAUCGUCCGAGCCUUGCAUGGCCCGUGGGAUUUCUCCAUGCAAGACACCAGUGAAGAGGUGCGGCUCAUUGUCCACAUGUGGAUAGGUCUGUUCUACAGCCGGUCAACAGCCAGGUUCUUUCAUGACUCGUACCCAUGUUCAGAAGAGAGUGAUUCUUUGGAAAUGCCCAGUGCAAUGGUACCAGCCCCAGCUCAGUCUGAUCUCAAGGCCAAUUCAUUUGCUCCUUUCCCGAGUACAACAGACACUGCAGACCCUUCGAUUUCAAAAGCUUUGGACCUCAGCAAAAAAGACAACUCUGUGUUGGACCAAGGAUCUGUGGUUUUGGACUUGUCACUGAGAAACUCCAAUGCAGAGAUAGUCACUUCAGAUCCACAAGUCAACAGAAAAGAGACUUCUGUGUCCAGCGAUGGGAAAGAAGCUAGUGAAACAUUGAACACACUCAAGUCAUCCGUGGAGCUACAGGAAGCAAUUCAGUGUCAGAAAGAGACGGUACAGUCAACAGAGAUUAUUAACGAGGUGAAUGAUGUCCGAAGCGCCUCUGAAAAUAAGAAGAGUUGUACCCCUUCGCAAAAAACUGGGAGCUUGGAGCACACGAAAGGACCAUCUUGUAAAGGUGAUGGAACAUUCAUUCUUGUACAAGAAGCGAUGGAAAGUGUAUCCGUUCAGCCAGAAAAUGAUCAGACUGCUUCAGGAAUUGGCUACUUGUUACAUGGAUGCAGCAAUGAGAAGAGGGAUAUGAAAGAUGGCAUUGAAAAUUCUGAAGCUACAGAGAUGAGUUUAUUGCAAAAACAUGGAAGGGAUUCAUCCAAAUCUGUGACAGACAAAGAGGUAGUCUCCAACAAAGCAGCAAGUGAUGUGGUUCAUACAGUUGAGCAUGAUGAAAAUGAAUCCAAACAUAGGGAAAGCUGGAAAGUGAAAGAAAAGACAUACCAAGAAGGCAAUGUAGAACCUUCUCCAAAGUUGAUUCAUACAAAUGAUGAUUCCACAAACAAAGAAUCAGGUAUAUUCUACAAUGGAAAUCUUUUGGAAAAUGAUAAGCAGUUAUCUAGAGAGGAGCCUAAAGCAAUCUCACCAGGCAAGGCUGACAAUGUAAAUGAAGAUGUGGAUGAUUGUACAGUACACAAAGGUAAAGUGAUGAAACAUGAAGAUCACUUUGAAAGAGAAGAUGGACUUGAGGAGAAAGACCGUUGUGUUUCACCUGUGCAAGCCGACAGUGAUUUGAGUGAUCAGCCAAAUAGGGAAAACUGGAAAGUGAAAGAAAAAACAUGCCAAGAAGGCAAUGUAGAACCUUCUCCAAAAUUGAUUCAUACAAAUGAUGAUUCAACAAACAAAGAAUCAGGUAUAUUCUACAAUGGAAAUCUUUUGGAAAAUGAUAAGCAGUUAUCUAGAGAGGAGCCUAAAGCAAUCUCACCAGGCAAGGCUGACAAUGUAAAUGAAGAUGUGGAUGAUUGCACAGUACACAAAGGUAAAGUGAUGAAAUGUGAAGAUCACUUUGAAAAAGAAGAUGGACUUGAGGAGAAAGACCGUUGCAUUUCCCCUGUGCAAGCUGACAGUGAUUUGAGUGAUCAGCCAGAUAGGGAAAACUGGAAAGUGAAAGAAAAAACAUGCCAAGAAGGCAAAGUAGAACCUUCUCCAAAAUUGAUUCAUACAAAUGAAGAUUCAACAAACAAAGAAUCAGGUAUAUUCUACAAUGGAAAUCUUUUGGAAAAUGAUAAGCAGUUAUCUGGAGAGGAGCCUAAAGCAAUCUCACCAGGCAAAGCUGACAAUGUAAAUGAAGAUGUGGAUGAUUGUACAGUACACAAAGGUAAAGUGAUGAAACAUGAAGAUCACUUUGAAAAAGAAGAUGGACUUGAGGAGAAAGACUGUUGUGUUUCACCUGUGCAAGCCGACAGUGAUUUGAGUGAUCAGCCAGAUAGGGGAAACUGGAAAGUGAAACAUGAAGAUCACUUUGAAAAAGAAGAUGGACUUGAGGAGAAAGACCGCUGUGUUUCACCUGUGCAAGCUGACAGUGAUUUAAGUGAUCAGCCAGCACCUAUGAUGUGUGAUGGCCCAGACUCAUUAAAAAAGGACUCCAUCACAGAGAGUAAUCCAGAACCACCAUUGGAUGAGCAACCACCUCAAGCUGACAACGAAGACGAUGCCUGCCAUGAUUUGCAGUUGAAAAAGCUGUGUGCAAAUGGCAGUGGGUUGACAGAUGAACCUGCCAUUUUAGAAAAAUGUCCUCCCGCUCCAUCAGAAAUGGAGCAUAUUUCUGCUGAAACUGCAGUUGGGAAAAGUUCAGAAAAUGAUAUUUGUUUGGCAGCAAAGACAGAAUUACCCAUGUCUGAUGAGAACAACUGUUCAUUAGAUGGGUCUGUUCCCCAGACAAAUGGCAGUGUUGAAACAGGAAGCCCAAACAAAGUAAUGGCAAACUUCAAUCAGACAAGUGAUUAUCAUGAAAAUCUGGAUACCAAAGCAAUUGAGGGAGAGCAAAAUGUUGAUAACACAACUGAAAAAGAACCAUUUCAUCAUCAGUCUCAUUCACCUCAGUGUGAAGCUGAAGUGGCACUAACUAAAGAAACAUAUCUCAAACAGAUCGACAAAACAAAUGAGGGAUUGGAAAAGAUCCAUAAUGUGGUUGUAAUUCCAUUUAUUGGAAUAGACACCUCAGGAGAGGAUACAAUACAACCACAUGUCUCACACUCACAAGGCAAGAUUGAAGAAGUUGUUCAAUGCCAGGAAAAAAUACCAUUCAUCAGUGAAACUACCUACCCUGAAACUGUCCAACCCACAGAGGUAUGCAGUACAUCUCAAAUGUACAGUCAAAAGGCAGAACUGUCUGCUGGCAAAAUAUCACUUUCACAUAUUGAUGCAAGUGAAACCAACCAGCCAGUGGCUUCGGAAAGUGAGUCUGAUGACCGGUGUUCUACCCCAACUAUGGAUGAGAAACCAUAUGAGUACUUAACUUGCUCUGGCCCAAGUAGUACUAGUGCUUCUGCUUUUAGUGGUCAUGAAACCUUCAAAAACUUGACUCAGAAAUCACCUAGCAGAGGCUCAACAUCCAUGAAGGAGGACAUGCCUCACAAGUCUACUGUUAACAAGGAUGCCAACCUUCAUCAUCUUCACCCUGAUCUUGAACUAAGAACUCUAAGAGUUCUACAAAGUAUAGACAAGUUCCUCUCCAAAUCAAGCCACACUGACACUUCCAGCCAGAUGAAAACAGCUGAUAUGAAACACUCUCUUGAUCAAACCCCUUACCCCAGAAGCAAGUACAUCCCCACUUGCUUAGCCUCAAGCCAUACCUCAUCUGACUCUAAGGACAAGAAAAUUCGCAAUACAACACCAGCAGUGGUGUCGGCCUCUACCUCACAAGAACUGCACACAGAAUCAACAGGUCACUUUCUUAUAUCACCUUUCAAAAGUAAAUUAGAGGAAGUACUCGGUGUAAAGUUGCAGCUACAAAAAACUGACUCAGUUCAUCAACACUAUUUUGAAAGAACAGAUAAAUUACAGGAAACCUCCGUAAGGCGAGAUUGUCAUUCUUACAGAUCUGUUCCCUCUACUGAGAGUUUGCGAGCCAUUAAGCCAAAUAUUGACCAAGAUAAACUCAAAACAACAUCACAGACCAAUUUAAGUCAUGAGCCACAUUCAUACAGUCAGCGUCCUGUCAUGGCAGUGAAACCAUCUAAGAGUGAUGAAAAUCAAGCAGAUUACAUGUCUAAAGACAGACAAAUUGAAAACACUGUAAUGUCACAUAAAAUCCCCCUAAUCACAUGCACCAUACCCACUACCAUGCUCUUGGAGAAAAAGACAGAACGUCUCAAGAGAACUUCUGAAGGACUAAAUGAUGAUAAGCAAGAUGCCAGUGAGCUUCCUUCAAAGAGCAAUUGGUUUUCAAAUGUUAGUGCCAGUAAGCCUAACUCUGAUCAAGCUAAAUUUGUAUGUCUAGAUCCCUUAUAUCAGCACAAAGGAAGGGACUUUUCAAAAUUCAACAAGAUUCCUUCAUCAUCUCUCCCCUUGCAGUCUUUUGAAUAUGCAAAAAGUUCCUCUAAACGUGUUGAUGGAAACCAAGGUGUCAUGACUUUUCAUGAGCAAGUCGGGCAAACAACUAAGGAGUGCAUUGCGAUGGAUCAGAAAGACUGCUCAGACGCAUCAACCUCACAUGCUGAUUUCAAAGAUGGUGGCAUAAUCGAUGAAAGUCUUUACUUGGGACCUCAAAGCUCACUCAUGUGUACGGUCUAUAAUACGAGCCAGAAGAGAUCUUAUUCUUUUCUGGAGCAGGUUUCUCAGAGGUGCCUACAAGAUGACCCCACUGAGGCGUCAAUGGAGAAGGAGAGCCUUAUCUUCUCGGAACAAAUGAAACAGCUUUUGAAAAGGACUAAGAGGGAACACAACCGCCAACAGGACACACAUGACAAACAGAAUUUGUCUUGUGCCAGUCCUGUGACUGUGCACUUUUGCAGUCUAGAGGAGCAGGAGGAUUCAGUGGAUCACUUGAAUGCACAUUUGGAUGCACCGUCUCUUUUUGGACAAAAAAUCAAGGUAGACAUGUCUGACAGGAAAUACCUGACAGACACCACAGAGGAAGAUAAGACUUUGCAUCCUCAAAAAAUAUCUCAAGGAACAGGGAACCCAAUGGAACAUGCUGGAGUUUCCGGUGUGACUUCAGAGUGUACCAGGGUGUAUGAGGCAAUGAUGAAUGAUGUUUGUGCUGUCAAAACGGUCCCAUCUAGACCUAAGCACUUCAGAAUGGAUGGAGUUUAUCCAAAGACUGAACCAAGUUACCAUUUUGACUUCUGUGAUGAAAUGAAGAAAGAGAUGGAGAGUUUCCGCAGUAGUCUGAAUUCAGUCGUGAAGAAAUCCUGCAAAACAAAGUACAGAUUCUACAUAUUAGUCACGUCAGAUGAUGCCUUCUUCGAGGAAACCAAGGCACAUUUAGAAGCAGAGGGCCACACUGCUGUACAGCCAUCUGAGUUCUUCCUUGGUGAGGAUAGUUCUUCAUCUCUACUCAUCAUCCUCAGGAAUGAAGACAUUGCAGAGCACAUUUGUGAGGUCCCACAUUUGCUCGAGCUGAAGAAGUCACCAGGUGUGCACUUUGCUGGAAUCGACGAACCAGAUGAUGUUGUGAAUCUCACCCAUCAGGAGCUCUUUACGAGAGGUGGCUUUAUAAUGUUCGACAGAGCAGCACUGGAGCCCCUCAGCCUUUGCAACCUGAAAAAAAUGUCAGAAAUCUUGCAAGAGCUAAGCAGAACGGGGAAGUGGAAAUGGAUGUUGCACUACAGAGACAGCCGUCGGCUGAAAGAAAAUGCAAGGUUGAGUGCAGAGGCAAAAGAGAAGAAGCACUUCCUAAACUGGUGCCAAGAAACUGGAAUAUUGGAGGUCUUGCCUUAUCAUGAGUGUGACCUCAUGUCAAAAGAUCAGCCCGACUAUCUGUCAUGUUUGGCCCGGUUGCAGGUCCAGAAUAUAUCAGCCCGUUGUCCUGUUUUUAUAACCGAUACAACAACAGACAGCGCAUUUGGAAAGAAUGGGAUUUUAACAACAACGUUCGAGUCUUUCCUGACGUAUUCUCCAAGCAAAACAUUUACAGCCUGACUUGGAAAAAGUCCGAUGGACACACAAGUUAUGCUAUUUCAAGAACACAACGAUGAAAUACUCACUGGAUGUGAGGAGAAACCAGUAACGUACCAUUUUAUGGUGAUAUCAAACAUAUUACUGUACAUUGUACGGAGCAAUAAUUAUUGAUUCAUGAUUUUACAUGUUUUUUUUUUAUUGUUCAUAUUUCAACUAAGUUAUCAUUCAGUUAAUGGAUAGAGUGAGAAAAAUGCCAAUAUACAGGCAGGUGUACUGUAUAUACUGUAUGCAUUUUGUAUUAUAUUUGUAUUGUAAAAUGUUUUUUUACAGUGUAUAUUUUGUUUUCUUUGAUAUCUUGACUUUAUAUAUUUGCAGCACAAUCAUUAUUAUCUUUAGUUUUUAGGUAAAAUUCAACAAAUUGCUUAAAAGCUAAAUUAGGCUGUUUUCUAAUGGUGUAUAAAUAUAUAUAUUUAAGUAUACUACUGUACACUGUUAAGGUUGCUGACAGUGAUUCUUAACAAUUGAGUGUUAAAUAGUUGGAGCACAGCAAUUUAACAUUAAUACUAAUAAGUUAAUAUGUUUCAUGUACAGGGCAAUUUGACUGAGAAUAAAGAGAUUUCUUUAA